UUGGUGUUCGUGUUUCCAUAUUUUCAGCGACCAAUAUCCAUAUCCAUCCACUAGAAUGGCUAAUGUUGCAAGGCUAGUAUCAGGCUGUCGCCACUCUUUUCAGACAAUACUUCACCGGAAUGCUGGUGUAGCUGGGGCAGUCCCUGUGAGACACCUCAAUCUACAGGAGUACCAGAGUAAGAAGUUAAUGCAGCAGUAUGAUGUCAAUGUUCAGAAGUUCAUGGUUGCCGAUGAUGCUCAACAAGCAGUCCAGCAAGGCAAAGACUUGGAUGUGAGGGAGAUCGUAUUGAAGGCUCAGAUACUUGCAGGAGGUAGGGGUAAAGGAACAUUCACUAGUGGUCUCAAAGGAGGAGUUCAUCUAACCAAAAACCCCAAUGAUCUUGGUCCAUUGGUUGAACAGAUGAUUGGAGCCAAACUCACCACCAAGCAAACUCCCAAGGAUGGUGUCCUUGUUAAAAAGGUGAUGGUAGCGGAAGCACUGGACAUUGAGAGGGAGACGUAUUUGGCCAUUUUAAUGGACAGAGGAAUGAUGGGUCCGGUUCUUAUUGGGAGUCCAGCGGGUGGAGUGGACAUUGAAGAGGUGUCAGAGAAGACACCAGAGCUUAUAUUCAAGGUACCCAUUGACAUCACCAUUGGCAUCACAGAUGAGCAAGCUCUUACAAUGGCAAAAAAUCUUGACUUUAAAGGAGAUCUCAUCAGAGUGGCCGCAGAUCAAAUCAAGAAUUUAUAUGAGCUAUUCCUUGGAGUUGAUGCCACACAAGUUGAAGUCAAUCCAUUUGGAGAAACAGAUGAUGGUAGAGUGGUAUGCUUUGAUGCCAAGAUCAACUUUGACGACAACGCAGAGUUCCGCCAGAAGGAGGUCUUUGCCAUGGACGAUAUGACAGAAGCCGACCCCAAGGAAGUCUUAGCAGCUGAGCACAAUCUGAACUACAUCAGUAUGGAUGGCAAUAUAGGAUGCUUAGUGAAUGGUGCUGGUCUGGCCAUGGCAACCAUGGAUAUCAUCAAGCUACAUGGAGGAGAGCCGGCAAACUUCCUUGAUUGCGGUGGUGGUGUAGGAGAAGGGCAGGUCUUUGAAGCCUUCAAACUCAUCAGCUCAGAUGAAAAUGUAAAGGCUAUCCUAGUGAAUGUAUUUGGAGGUAUUGUAGAUUGUUCCAUCAUUGCUAAUGGCAUCACGUCGGCUUGCAGGGGAAUGGAUCUCAAGGUACCCCUUGUGGUCAGGUUAGCAGGGUUCAACGUAGAGAAAGCUACCAGCAUCCUCCACGAAAGUGGUCUUCCAAUUAAGAUUGCUGCAGAUCUGGAAGAUGCUGCCAAGAAAGCCGUAGCUUGCCUUAAUUAACAACAUAGUAGGAAGGCCCUUUGACAUGAACUAGGAAUCAUACUGGAUCUAAGAACUUGCUGAGGUCUUGUUCACAUAUUGCAUGAUGAACCGCCCCCAAAAUGUCGCUGCGGUAAAAAUAAAAACCACUUUACAUAUAAAUGAAUGGCCAAUGAGGUUCAAAGAUAAAUAGCUGCGUCCAGGCCCUAAAUCAUACUCACUUGUCUAUAUGUUAUAAUAUACAGAUUUGAAUUGCACACAAUUUUGCCAGCGUGGGGUUUUUGUAGACGGGAUACUG
Messenger RNA from Strongylocentrotus purpuratus (purple sea urchin), 1613 nucleotides. It is a transcript of the gene suclg2, whose product is annotated as succinate--CoA ligase [GDP-forming] subunit beta, mitochondrial. The record is from RefSeq and is a predicted model, not a curated record. Gene Ontology annotation, molecular function: succinate-CoA ligase (GDP-forming) activity; ATP binding. Gene Ontology annotation, cellular component: succinate-CoA ligase complex; mitochondrion. The transcript is spliced from 11 exons. Gene Ontology annotation, biological process: tricarboxylic acid cycle; succinyl-CoA metabolic process. Lineage: Eukaryota; Metazoa; Echinodermata; Echinoidea; Camarodonta; Strongylocentrotidae. Bases 56 to 1336 code for a protein of 426 amino acids.